GACAAGCCAUCGCGCAUCUCCCCUCCCGCGCCCAUCUUGCCAUCUCAUCACGUGCAGCCGCGCCGCACUCCUUCACCACCACCAUCUAAAACUUAGCGAGAACCCGCCGCCAUGGCCGCACCGCCGCAGCUCGUCGUCGCCAGCCCGACCAAGGAGGAAGCUAUCUCGGGCGUCAUCUCUCACAACGGCAUCCUGCCCGGCCGGUUAGGCGAGCUGUACAAUGCCUUCCAGGAGCGGAGAGAGGCACUCGGGCUGUCCAACCCGGGCACCGUCGAGGGCAUUGCGCGCGAGGUGCAGCGCGACGUCUUCCUGAACAACGCCAGCUUCUCGGGUCUGCGCGCCGAGCUCACCAAGGCCUUCAGCGCCGCGCCGCUCUUCCAGGUCGCGCACUCGCUGUCCAUGGGCUCGCAGGUCCAGCCGCCCUACUCGUACAUGGUCCUCUACGGAUCGCCGAGGACGUUCAUGCAGGGCAACCUCGACAACGAGAUGCAGUUCUCCGGCCGCUUCAACUGGCGAUGGACCUCGGCAUUCGUCUCCAAGACCGCCGUCCAGCUCACAUCGCAGGGCAACAUGGUCUCGCUCGAGAACGACUACACCGGCUCCGACUUCUCGGCCUCGCUCAAGGCCGUCAACCCCUCGGUUCUCGACGGCGGCAUCACCGGCAUGAUCAUGGCCAGCUACCUGCAGGCUGUCACACCAAAGCUGUCGCUCGGUAUCGAUGCCUUCUGGAGCCGUCCUGCUUCUGCCUACCCUCCUGAGCUCAACGUCUCGUACGCUGCACGCUACAGGGCCGCCGACUGGAUGGCCUGCGGACAGAUCAUCCCCGACCGCGGCGUGCUGGAGGCUUCCUACUGGCGCAGGCUGACCGAGAAGGUUGAGACCGGUAUCAACUGCAACCUCGCCUUCGCUGGAAUUGGUCCUGGUGGCCCCAUGGCUGGUCCUCAGAAGGAGGGCCAGGUCACGAUUGGUGCCAAGUACGACUUCCGCACGACUUCGUUCAGGGCGCAAAUCGACAACAAGGGCACAGUUGGCUGCUUGUUGGAGAAGAUGAUCGCACCUCCCAUCCGCAUCACCUUCUCUGGUGAGAUCGACCACAAGACAAGCGCCGCCAAGCUUGGUCUUGCUGUCGCGAUAGAAGCCGCCGACGAGGCUGUCAUGGAGCAGCAAGAAAUCCCGGGCGCCGCCGCUCAAGCUGGCGCCAUCCCCUUCUAAACGACUCUCCCCACACAAACACGAUCGCAUUGUACCGACUAUAAUCCCAUAAAUCUUCACUUGGCUGUAUUACCACCUUUCUUGGAGCGAGCAAGCGACGCACGUUUUCUCCUGUCCCACGAUAUCCGGUGGUCGGUGGGGUUGGAUCUAGGACUUCAUCAGCACGUUUGGACGUUUCUAAAAGGCGCAUUUAUGGCAUGUAAUGUGGACUGGUGACGGAGAGCAGCUAGACCGAGGUGGAAGUGACAUGUCAUGGUAGUUGAGCGCAGAACGCGAGUGUUGUCUGCGCGCUGUAUAUGUAGAGCAUGUGGCAUAAAGGACCUGUAUAACGCAUGUACUGAAAUCCA
This is a messenger RNA of Macroventuria anomochaeta, 1559 nucleotides long. RefSeq lists its product as uncharacterized. Gene Ontology annotation, molecular function: transmembrane protein transporter activity. NCBI's taxonomy places the organism in Eukaryota, Fungi, Ascomycota, Dothideomycetes, Pleosporales, Didymellaceae. The transcript is spliced from 3 exons. The coding region runs from base 112 to 1212 and encodes 366 amino acids. Gene Ontology annotation, cellular component: mitochondrial outer membrane; mitochondrial outer membrane translocase complex. The record is from RefSeq and is a predicted model, not a curated record. Gene Ontology annotation, biological process: protein import into mitochondrial matrix.